Molecule: messenger RNA, 3605 nt
Organism: Rotaria sordida
Lineage: Eukaryota; Metazoa; Rotifera; Eurotatoria; Philodinida; Philodinidae
Source: the annotation of a GenBank genome assembly
AUGCUUCGAUUCACUAACGUUGAUCAUAAACCAACACGACUUCCACCUGUCUAUGGAUAUCGCACUCAUCCGCUUCUUCCACUUCGACAAGCUCUUGAUCCUAUUGUCUCUAAAAUAGAUCAAUUAGAUGAAUUUAUUAAAAUUGCAAAGAGUGAAUGUCAUUUUCCUUCAGAACAUGGUCUUACUCGUGAAGAAUCAGCGUCAAUUUAUUUAUAUACUAUGGAUUGGGGUGAACAAAGUCUCUAUCGAAUACUCAAUGAAGUUCUUCGUGAGAAAGAUCGAUCUGUAUUAAUACCAUGGCAUGGUUAUCUCAGAUUAUUUGAUACUGCAUUAAAAAAACUACCCAGUCUUCAAAUCAACUUAUGGCGUGGUAUCAAUGGUGACAUUAGUAAAAAUUACAAAGAAAACGAUGAGCUAACUUGGUGGUGUUUUAGCUCGUGUUCAUCUUCAGUUAAAGUCGUCAAACAGUUUCUUGGAUCCAUAUCAACAUUGUUCAUGAUUGAAGUAAAGAAUGGAAAAGCUAUAUCAGUAUAUAGCAAUUUUUCAGAAGAAAAUGAAGUUAUUCUUCCAUUGGGUACUCGACUUCGUGUUGUCAGUGAUGCGUUAGAUCAUGCGUCAUUAAAUGUGAUACACUUGCGAGAAUUGGUUGAUGAAAAUGAUCAAGAAUUAACAUCAUCCUUUGCAAAUAUGGGUGUCACUACAUCAAUCAAACAUCAAAUGGAUUACAAAGAAACAUUGCCAAAUAACCAAUCCUCAACAUUUAAAAUCUGGGCUGACGAAAAUGGAAACAAAUAUGAUAUCACAGUUCGCAUAUCAUAUGACGGUAAAUUUCGUUAUUCAAUGUUGAUGAAUACUUGUGAAAUCUUUUACAUUAUAAGAGAACGACGACUAAGGAGCAUGGAAGAACGGGAAAAAACACAGAAAAGGGACGUAUUACUAUGCCAGUGGGGAGAAGUAUACAGGUGAUUGGGUCGACGACAAGAUAGCGGGUCAAGGUGUUUUUACUUGGCCAGAUGGCAAUCGAUACGAGGGACAAUUCAAGGAUCACAAGAAGAACGGAAAAGGCACGCAUUACUUUGCCAGUGGGAACAAGUAUACAGGUGAUUGGGUCGACGACAUACGAACAGGUCAAUGUGUUUUUACAUGGGCCAAUGGCGAUCGAUACGAGAAGGAGUAUUCGCAAAUGUCCUCAUCUGGUCUGUUGUAAUGGUCUAUGUAUAAGAAACAAUAGUUGAUACAAUCUAUGAACAACUGAUGGGACAAUUCAAGGAUGACAAUAUGAACGGAAAAGGCACGUGUUACUUUGCCAAUGGGGAGAAGUAUACAGGUGACUGGGUCGACGACAAGAAAGCGGGUCAAGGUGUUCAUACUUGGCCAGAUGGCAAUCGAUACGAGAAGGAGUAUUCUCAAAUGUCCUCGUCUGAUCUAUUAUAAUGGUCUAUGUAUAAGAAAGAAUAGUUGAUACAAUCUACGAACAACUGAUGGGGCAAUACAAGGAUGACAAGAAGAACGGAAAAGGCACGUAUUACUAUGCCAAUGGGAACAAGUAUACAGGUGAUUGGGUCAAUGGCAUGCAAACAGGUCAAGCUGUUUUUACAUGGGCCGAUGGCGAUCGCUACGAGAAGGAGUAUUCACAAAUGUCCUCGUCUGAUCUAUUGUAAUGGUCUAUGUAUAAGAAAGAAUAGUUGAUACAAUCUAUGAACAACUGAUGGGACAAUACAAGGAUGACAAAAAGAACGGAAAAGGGACGUAUUACUUUGCUAAUGGGAACAAAUAUACAGGUGAUUGGGUCGACGACAUGCAAACAGGUCAAGGUGUUUUUACUUGGCCCAGUGGCAAUCGAUACGAGAAGGAGUAUUCACAAAUGUCUUCGCCUGAUCUAUUGUGAUAGUCUAUGUAUAAGAAAGAAUAGUUGAUACAAUCUAUGAACAACUGAUGGGACAAUACAAGGAUGGCAAUAUGAACGGAAAAGGUACGUAUUACUUUGCCAGUGGGAAGAAGUAUACAGGUGAUUGGGUCGACGACAUGCAAACAGGUCAAGGUGUUUAUACUUGGCCCAAUGGCGAUCGCUACGAGAAGGAGUAUUCACAAAUGUCCUCGCCUGAUCUAUUGUGAUGAUCUAUGUAUAAGAAAGAAUAGUUGAUACAAUCUAUGAACAACUGAUGGGACAAUACAAGGAUGACAAGAGAAACGGAAAAGGCACGUUUUACUUUGCCAAUGGUAAAGUUCAAACAGGACAAUGGUCAAAUGAUACCUUCAUGGGAUAAUUUUAUUUCUAUUCUUUUAUCACGUAAGAUGCAUCUCUCACCCAACCUUAAUUAUUUGUGUUUAGAAUGAACAAAGUAAGUAAAAAUCAAACGAGAACGAUAAAUCAGUUUUAUUGUGCAUAUAGAAUUAUCAAUAAAUCCAAAAAUAAUGUUGAAAAUUCUAAUGAGCUAGAUAGUAAAAUAACAGGUAUUAUCGUCAUGCGUCUAGUAGUUUUUAACAAGCUCUAGAAAGUAGUUGCGUUUGAAAACAGAAGAAAUGCGAAAAAAGUUUGAGCGCAUGUCUGCCAAAAUAAAGAAGUCUGGUUAAUGAGAGUGCGAAUAUAGAAUGGAAUGGAGGGUCUAGGCAAGAGUGACUCGCGAGGAAUUUCCUAGCUCGAACUCACUAUUAUUACGCACACUCCACACCCACACGUGCAAUCACCUGCAGCUACCUAUACUCACAAACUCCUACUCGUGAAAGUCAAUAUGAAGUAUUAACAACUCUUUUUAUGAUAAAAGAAAAGGACGAAAAAUAACGAAUAACAUCAGGUUGAAUGAACGUAUUCUAUUUACUCUUUUUCUCUUUAAAUUUCUUUGUUAUAAUUUUGUUUAGAAAUCAGAAGAACAAGUAACGCGACGCAAACGUCGCUAACCCUCUACUGAAAGGAUGUGAUUUCCUUGAACAUAUGGCACUGACGAAGAAGAAGACCACUGAACUAGUGUGCUGCUAUGCAUCUAUAAAAAGAUAAAUAGUUCUCGUCACCGUGGCCCGCUUGCUAAUUGAUUGGAUUUGAUUUAACCAUCGUGGGGUGUGAAUGUGAAGUGUGGGUGUGGAGUGUGGGGUGUGGAUGUAGAGUGUGGAUGUAGAGUGUGGGUGCGGGGUGUGAGGUGUGGGUGUGGGCGUAUGUCUUCACUUCAUCCAUACUCAGACCCAUCCCACACGCAUCCACCCACCCAUACCCCACGAUGGUUAAAUCAAAUCCAAUCAAUUAGCAAGCGAGCCAUGGUGACGAGAACUAUUUAUCUUCUUAUAGAUGCAUAGCAGCACAUUAGUUCUGUGGUCUUCUUCGUGAGUACCAUAUUUUCAAGGAAAUCACAUCCUUUCAGUAGAGGGUUAGCGGCGUUUGCGUCGCGUUACUUGUAUAGUAGCAUUAACUACCACACAUCACUAAAACUCACACAAAAUACCCAAGAAUACUGCCCCAACAGGUGCUCCAACCAUACUCAAAUCUAAACUGUCAGUUUCAAACACAAACACAGUGCCUACACUGGAAAAAAAAGGUGUAGUACCGAACCAAAAAAGGUAUCGUAGACGAAAAAAAGGUUUCGUACAUAGUACGGAACUUAAAAAGGUUUAGA